AGCUGCCUUGUAAACAUACACCAAUGACCGAUCGAUCGUCAGGAACAGCACGCGAUUUCGUCGAAUCGUACGUCAAAGACAAAGAUUUGGAAAAUUACCUUUCCGAAAACCAGCCACAAUACGAUCCAAACAAAGCAACGCCCACUCCUGUUGAAGAGGCAGCACCGGCAACAUCAACAACAUCGGAAAAAACAAAUGACAGCAGCAAACCAACUUCGACAUUUAACUUUCACGAACGAUCAAAGAAUCCGUUUGCGAGUGAAGAACAAAAAAAGACAGUAGAGUCACCACAGAAACAGAAUGUAAUGUGGGUUGUACGAGACUUCAUGGACCAGAAAAAGGAAAUCCAUGAAGCAGCGUUAGAUAACUGUGCCGACCUGCACUCGGAGCUUUUGACGUGCUUCAAGGAUGGCAGCUGGUGGGAUAAAGCAAAGAUGUGUGAACACCAAAAACAGAAAUUCUGGGAUUGUUACAAAAAGCAAAAGGUAAAUGCCACGAUAUUUGCAUUUUAGUCUUUUGUGUGUGCACAGAACAAACAGUUUGCUCGUUGGAUCUGGGGAAUCAAACUGAAAUUCGCGAGCGAAUAGGAAUUCCUGAAAACUGCCAACUAUCGAGGCCCAGAGAAUACGCCGGAGCAGGACUCCAAGAUCUUCCGCGACGCUGUCCUUCUUUCGCAAGAAAACAAAGCUCAAGAUUCUUCCGCAUAGCAGCAAACAGCAGAUAAUUGAAUUGUAUAUUAUUUACCUUGUUUUUUUUUCCCGCGCACACACACACACACACACACACAAAGCAACACGCACGCCAACAUCUGUAAAAUAUAUUCCCCCUUUUCAUUAUCAC
Molecule: messenger RNA, 840 nt
Organism: Zychaea mexicana
Lineage: Eukaryota; Fungi; Mucoromycota; Mucoromycetes; Mucorales; Lichtheimiaceae
Exons: 1
Coding region: 306-512 (68 amino acids)
Source: RefSeq, a predicted model, not a curated record